Molecule: messenger RNA, 1791 nt
Organism: Larimichthys crocea (large yellow croaker)
Lineage: Eukaryota; Metazoa; Chordata; Actinopteri; Sciaenidae
Product: sesquipedalian-1
Exons: 3
Coding region: 247-1134 (295 amino acids)
Biological process (GO): retrograde transport, endosome to Golgi; endosome organization; receptor recycling
Cellular component (GO): recycling endosome; trans-Golgi network; early endosome
Source: RefSeq, a predicted model, not a curated record
ACACCCAUACAUACGCUCUCCCUGUCGGUCACGUGACACGGGAAGGAAAGGAAGGAAAAAGGGCAAGAAGGAAGAGAAACGGGAAAAAAACAACAAACAACUGGAGGUCAGUGUCCACAACAGCUGGAGCCAUCACUUGGAGACAAAAGAAGAUGUCAGGUAAUUGGCUCCAGAUGUGAUGGGAGGACAGCGCUGGUGGACAUGAGAUAAAUAAGUAAAUAAUCUACCGAGGAAAAGGAGGAGAAGAUGAAGCUGAACGAACGCAGCGUGGCGCACUACGCCACCUGUGACUCGCCGCCAGACAAGACGGGCUUCCUGUUCAAAAAGGGUGAGCGCAACACGGCCUAUCACCGGCGCUGGUUUGUCCUGAAGGGUAACAUGCUCUUCUACUUUGAGGAGCGCGACAGCCGAGAACCCAUUGGCGUCAUCGUCCUUGAGGGAUGCACCGUGGAGCUGUGCGAGUCAGCCGAGGAGUUCGCUUUCGCUAUCAAGUUUGACUGUGCCAAAGCGCGGGUGUACAAGAUGGCUGCUGAGAACCAAGCAGCCAUGGAGUCCUGGGUGAAAGCACUGUCAAGGGCCAGCUUUGACUACAUGAGGCUGGUGGUGAAGGAGCUGGAGAGGCAGUUGGAGGAGAUCCAAGAGGCUGCAGGAGGUGGUGUCGGGGCAGGAGUUGGAGGCCUGCAGGGCAGGUCGAAGUCUUCCAGGAGGAACCAGGUGGCGCGUUGCAGAUCUGGGGCAUCUACUUCUUCUUCAUCAUCUUUAUCUUCCUUAUCAUCGUCAUCAUCAAGUGCUCCUCCCAUGUCAACCCCUGUCUGUGCCCAAAAAAGCCUCCAGGAUGAGGUGCAGCUCAUCACAGAGGGUUCCAAGGAGAAUGGAGUUGCAUGGAGUAAACCGCCAGUUGCCUUAGCGAACGGCUUUGGUGAGGCAGCAUCUUCCUGUGCGGCCUGGGAAGGAUGCACAGACUCUGGGAAUAACACUGUGAUUGGCAGCGGGGCUCCACCAGUGCCACCCAGGAGAAGAGGAGCAUCUCUGGAAAGCCCUGUCUCACCUGGCACCGGGUGCUUCUCCAAACUCCAUGACUGGUAUGGCAAAGAGGUAGAGGAACUGAGAGUGCAGUGGCUGCAGAGCCAGUAAACUGAUGGAGAUGGAUCAUCUCGUUUCCACAGUUUUAUCAUUCCUCCAUCGAUAUUCUGUUUCACCCUUCCGAAACCAACAGAAGGAUGAGAAAACUGAGACCUGUUUUCAAAUUGCAAUCUUGUCACAAAUGAAAAAGACCUAAAAAAAAAAAAAAAUUAGACUGGUUCCAGAUCUUGUCUGGCACAGGGGAAUCAGUCCGUCUUAAACAUUAACACUAUCCAUUGCACAAUCCAAGAAAUUUUAAAACCCAAAAUAUGCUUUUUUCCACAGUUUUGCUGAGUGUCAUUUGCCAAGGACAAUUAAAUGAAUACAAUAUUUAAAAACGUAGUCAUUCAUUAAAAGCAUCAGUUUUUCUAACAAGAUGCUGAGUUUGCCCUCGUAGAUAAAACUUGUUCUAUCAUAUUGCCAGUGUUAUCUUCCAAAUAUUGUUCUGGAUUUCUUUAAGCUAUGGGAACCUUGAUCUAAACUGAUUUUAUAAAUAUAUACAAACUUCUGUGCUACGCAUUUAAAAAAUACCAAAAAACAACAAUUAGCUGUUUUUUCUGAUGGCAGAGAAAAGCCCUGGAUGGUUGUUAUAUGCAAAUAAAAUAAGAAUGUCGAAUAAAUAACAAUCUAAACAUUGCACACACAAAAAUGUAAAUAUUGAUUAAAAAA